Molecule: messenger RNA, 1089 nt
Organism: Ricinus communis (castor bean)
Lineage: Eukaryota; Viridiplantae; Streptophyta; Magnoliopsida; Malpighiales; Euphorbiaceae
Exons: 3
Coding region: 174-821 (215 amino acids)
Source: RefSeq, a predicted model, not a curated record
CUGCAUAGCUAAAAUAUCUAAAACCUUAUUUCCCCUGUAUCUCCUCUCUCUCUCUCUCUCUCUCUCUCUCUCUGUUUUCUGCUUGUGACGGUUCGUUUCCACCAGCUGCACUCUUUCCUUCGUCGGCGAUAGAACCCCCACCGCAACUCUCUUCCGCCACCACAAAGACCGUCAUGAGCUCAUUCAGCAACACUUCCAAUUUUGACAAUCUCCUCCUCCAAACCCUACUGGGCCGUCUCCAAAUCAGACCCCCUAAUGCUGCUCACAAUCCGUUACUCUCUCAGUCUCUUGAGGACCUCCUCUUUGAUGCUGCUGAUAGGUUAUCUGAUUACUCUGAUGACGAUAAUUCGGAUUCUAGAACCAAACUGUCUAAAGAAGAGUCCAAACUCGAGAAGGAUAUCAUUCGGAUAAUUCUUUCGGGUAAGACUGCUUCGUUGAAACCUAACUCUGGUCAGGCAGUUACAAUUGGUGAACAUCACAUAUGUGUUGGGUUUCAUGAGGAAAAAGGAUCAGAUUAUCGUGUGUGGGAGUGGCAUGGGCAUAUUAUGUUGUUUGAUGAAGAGAAUGGAUAUACUCCUGAGUAUAUAUAUGGGAAUUACUUUGAGAGGUUGCAAGGUAAGGCAAUGUCUGGUGGGGUUAGUAAGGUUGACAAGGAAGAGGAGGAGGAGGAGGAGGAGGAGGAGGAGGAAAAGGAAGUGGAGGAGAAGGAAGAGCAGAAAGUGGGGAAUUUGGGGCUUAGAGAGUUGAUUGAUGGUGGGAAUUCUGGUGGUGCUCGAGUUCUUCAUAGGAACAUUAAUGCUGGUUCUCCAAGGUUUAGUUAGAAUAAAAUCACAUCUCACGAGUGGUUUUGGGCGUCCAGUGUGGAGGCUACAAUCAGUCCCUUGUUCCCCUUUCUUUGAGACUGAAGCUUUUUGGUUGUCAUCUGGCUCAUUACUUUUGCAAUCCCAACAGUGCAUCCUGUGUUUCAAACUUUAGAUACCCAUUAGAUUGUAUACAUGAAGAAGUUGAUUUCAUGUUGACAGACAUAAUUUUGUUUCAAGUUGUUAUUCACUUCUGAGCAGAAUAAAAUAUGUACAUCUAUAUUUUCAA